AUGGAAACGUUAUCCUUCAGAGAUCCUUGUACAAGAUCCGUGGAAUUUACUAAUGGUGAAUCCAAGUUAAAAAGAAAAGGACUUUAUAUGACAAAAUUUACUUUCUUUUUAAGUACAUUAAUUUUAGUGUUGAUUUCUGUAAUUAUUGGAUUCACAGUGCAUUAUUUAAGUACUUGCAGAUUGACAGAGAAUCCAAAAUUGCCUUCAAAUACAAACAUAGACUGGAAUGAAUUAAUUUUGCCAAAAAAUAUAAAACCAUCAUACUAUCGUCUUCUAAUCCGGCCAUCAUUCGACUUAGAAGACAAUGUGUACAAAUACGAGGGAACAAUUUGGAUAACACUAUCGGCCCAAAAUUCAACUAAACAAAUCGAUUUAAAUUCCAAAGAUCUAACAAUUACAAAAGUCACUAUUGUGGACCACAAAAAAAUUUUAAACAGCGAUAAAUUACAAAUGCCAUUUGAAGAGGAUGAAUAUAAUGAAUCCAAAAUGAGUUUGAUUCCAAAACUUGUAAAAUAUUUCCAAUUGGGCGACUUUAUGUAUGAUGAUUUAACGUCAACUCCUGAUUCCACAAUUGUGACUUCAGAAAAUCCAGUGGAGUCUACCAUUAGUUCAAGAUUGACAGUGGGAUCUACAACUUCUGCAAAAAUGACAAGUGAAGAUAUGACGAUGAUGAAUAUUUUGGAACCGAUGGAAAGUUUGACAUUUGUUUUGAACGAAACUACGGAAAUUGUGAGUUUUUAUUUAAAAGAAGAAAUGGAACCUGGUGUAGAAUAUAUGCUGGAGAUUCUAUUUUCUGGUGAAAUAAAACAUGAAUACUCCGAGUUUUACUGGAAGAAUUAUAUGGAUAACGGAGAAUCCAAGCUAUUGUUAUCAACCAAUUUGCGACCAACAUUAGCCAGAAGUGUUUUUCCAUGUUUUGACGAACCCACGAUUGCAGCACCUUUUGAAAUUGCAAUUCAACGAAAACUUAAUAUGCAAUCUGUUUCAAAUUCUAUUUUAAAACAAUCUAUGAACAAAAACUUCGAUUUAGUAUGGGACUACUUCCAACCAACUCCUCCAAUAACGCCUUCAUCAGUAUUUUUCAUGGUGUCCGAAUUAUCCAAACAAGACAUCCAGAUCAAUGACAACACAUCUCUAACAGUAUGGUCAAAACAAGAACUUGUCGAAACUGUGGCUUCCAAAAUAGAUUUCUUAAAAUCCAUAUUGGAAACCUACUACAAAAUCUUAGAAAGUGCUGUUCCCCAACCACUCAAUUUAAAUCUGGUAGUCAUCCCUGGAAAUUAUUAUAAUGGCGAUGCUGCUCAUGGUGUAGUAAUUCUAAAAGAAAUGCAACUGUUGGAUUCAAACCUGGUUUCAACUCAAGAAUAUUUGGAAUCUGCCAAAAUUAUAUCAAAACAAAUUGCAUGUAGUUUAUUAACUAGUAUGGUACAAAUAAACGAUUUGUCAGGCAUCUGGAUUCCUGAAGCAAUAUUUAAAUAUUUAAGCCAAAUGAUUAUAUCUACGAUUGAACCGUCGCAAAUGAUGGUGAAUAGAUUUUUGGAAAAUGUUGCUCUGAUGGAAAGGGAUUCUAUGAGAGUGGCGCUGCUGAAUAUGUACCAAAACGUAUUUGGAGUCGAAAAUUUUAUGGAAAUAAUUCGAAGUUACAUAAACAAAGUAAAUGCAACAGAUACAUCCAACUUCUGGAAAUUUCUCAACAAACAUUUGACUGAAUCAAUAAAAAGUAAUAAUCCUCAGACGAGUUUCGUAGACGCCUGGAUUACCAGCAACGGAUAUCCAAUAGUAAACGCUACUAUUAAUCUUGCCAGUGGCAGUAUAACAUUAUAUCAGAACAAAUUUUCAGAGAAGCAUCCAACAAAUUUUUCCUGGAAUAUUCCAAUUUCAUUUACUUCAUCUCAUUCUGAUCCAAAAUGGUCUGGAACAGUACAACAUUGGAUGAUGGAUAAAAAUUCUAAAAUAAUGGAUUUGGAAGGGAGUGAAAUCGAGUGGAUAAUAUUAAAUGAUUUGAGAUCAGGUUAUUAUAGAGUCAACUACGAUGAAGAAACAUGGACUCUUAUUUUAGAUAUUUAUAAAACUAAACCAGAAGAUCUUGGUGAAAUAACAAAAGCACAACUUUUGGAUGAUGCUUUCAAAUUAGCUUUGAAUAACUAUAUAACAAUAGAUAUUCCUUUAAAUAUGACCAAAAGUUUAGGUACAGAAGAGUCACUAGUUGUUUGGAAAGUGGCAAUGGAAAACUUUAAAAUUCUUGAAAAUGUCAUGAGAUUUUCACCAAAUUAUGGUGACUUUAAGAACUAUAUGCUAUCAAUCCUAAACCCAAUAUUCAAUAAUAUCGAUCCAACACAAUCAAAAUCAGCCUUAGAAGCCUUGAUUUACAGAUGGACAUGCCAUUUUGGAAACAACGAUUGCAAAAUGUCUUCACAAAAAUUAACUACUGAAUUAAUCGAGAAAGAAUUCUCAAACGAUUUUGUUGUUGUCGAUUUUCAAGAAAGUAUUUUAUGCGCAGCUGUAGAAAAUUCUGAUUCAGAUGUGGAAAAGAUUUUCCAAGCUUUUGGAAAUGUGGAUUCUUAUAAGAAAAUUGUUUUGCUAAAAAGUUUAGCGUGCACAAAGGAGCAAUGGAUUUUAAAUAAGUAUGAUAAUAAAUUAUUGUGUUAA
Messenger RNA from Ctenocephalides felis (cat flea), 2649 nucleotides. RefSeq names its product aminopeptidase Q-like. The transcript has 12 exons. Lineage: Eukaryota; Metazoa; Arthropoda; Insecta; Siphonaptera; Pulicidae. The record is from RefSeq and is a predicted model, not a curated record. Gene Ontology annotation, molecular function: zinc ion binding; peptide binding; metalloaminopeptidase activity. Gene Ontology annotation, cellular component: cytoplasm. Bases 1 to 2649 code for a protein of 882 amino acids. Gene Ontology annotation, biological process: peptide catabolic process; proteolysis.